This is a messenger RNA of Aspergillus fischeri NRRL 181, 1734 nucleotides long. Its product is annotated as LysM peptidoglycan-binding domain-containing protein. The coding region runs from base 1 to 1734 and encodes 577 amino acids. The transcript is spliced from 7 exons. Lineage: Eukaryota; Fungi; Ascomycota; Eurotiomycetes; Eurotiales; Aspergillaceae. The record is from RefSeq and is a predicted model, not a curated record.
AUGGCUAGCUGGGCAAAUCAGACCGAGUAUACAGCGGCACAGAACUGCUCUCCGUGCCAGCUCUCACUUCAAAAGCUGCAGCUUUCCUCACCAUUUAGCUACUCGGACGAUGAUGCGGCUGACUUUGCGUCCUUGACAGCCAGCUGCAGCGCAACCACCUAUACCUAUGCCACACCUACAGCGUAUGCAAUCAAUGCAACUACAGCUACACCUACAAUGACCCACACAUGUGCUGGGGGCUCCUAUCAUGUUCAAGCAGACGACUCUUGUGUGUCAAUCUCGGGUGCCGUCAAUGUUUCCACAUACGAUCUGAUCUCGUCAAAUGCCUUGGACCUGGCUUCUGCUAGCGUGGAAUCCUAUCAUCAACUCCGGCUGUUCCAAUCUAGCUACCUGGCGGGGUUGGUUUCUUUUUGCAAGGGCACUACGCCGACAACGGCAGCCCCAGUGCCCACCAACGCACAGGGACAGUCUAAUACCAAUUGCGCGGAAUGGUAUCUUGCAGUGGGUAACAUUGCAACGUACCCGGCUUACCCCGUCACGACGCCUUCGUACACCUUCACGAAGGCACCUUCGACAACAGCAUUUACUCCAGUACCCAUUGCUACGCCUCCGCUGAAUCCGAAGGCCCCAGGAACGUGGACUAAUUGUACAAUUUAUGGAAAUGCUUUUAAUACAAAGAUCGCCGAUUAUGAGAGCCUCAACUCUUGUAGCAGCUGGUCCAUUAACUUGGGUUCCACCGUCGAGCAAUUGAUUCACUGGAACCCCAGCCUUGACCCGCAGAAUUGUGUUCUGGAUCCUGCGUAUAGCUACUGCCUGAUUUCCGGCGAGCCAAAAGCCCUCUUCAACUGCUCCAUGUUCCCCGGCCUCUUCAACGUCACUGUCCCUGAAGUGACCAGCAUGAAUCCCUGGCUCGGAACAGACUGUGACAAGAACCUAUGGAGCGCCCUCUCUAGCGACGGAUACUUGCAACUAUGCGUGCAGCAGGGUCAACGCAAUGUAACCACCUCUACUGUACCAUCCACAACUGCAACCGCAACCGCAACCGCCACUACUACAACCUCGUCAACCGUUGCUACGCCUCCGGCCCCGACCCAACCCGACGCUGCUGCUAACUGUACGAACUGGCACACAGUUGUUUCUGGAGACGGGUGCCAGGCGAUCGCGGCAAAGAACGGCAUCUCUUUGUCGGACUUUUAUUUGUGGAAUCCGGGCAAGAGGUCCAAAGCUACGACUCCCGCAUCGCACUCGACACAACCGCCACAAUCGCCGGCCCCUGAACUACCCCCUUCACCCCGCCAUCCUCCUGCUUCGACAUCCACACAAGAACCUACCUCGACUGGUGCUCCCGCCUCGAAAUCGGCUGCCAGGGCCCCUACGGCAACGACUGCUGUCCGGACAGGUGGCUCGAAAACGUCUACUACAGUCCCGGGAUGUGUCCGUCGGGAUACUACGGCUGCACACUCCCGACUCGAAAGAGCGGCAGGAGACGACGAAUGUCUGUUGUCCGGAGCGAGGCUGGUGUUGACGAAGAGCAGACACUUCGACUGCGCAGGCGAACAUCUCUGCACGAGACGGUUGAAUAACCGCCAGAUCCUCACGUACGUGGACUCGACGGCCUCGACGCAGGUCACUGCUUAUGCGGUGACCGCUACACCGAUCCAGAUACGCUUGCGGGCUGCAGAGUCGAGUGUUGUUCCUGUGAUCGGGGAAAUAAAUGGACUGGCGAAUACUUGA